Uloborus diversus is the source of this 1552-nucleotide messenger RNA. RefSeq names its product nucleolar complex protein 4 homolog. Gene Ontology annotation, cellular component: Noc4p-Nop14p complex; small-subunit processome; nucleolus. The record is from RefSeq and is a predicted model, not a curated record. Gene Ontology annotation, biological process: ribosome biogenesis. Lineage: Eukaryota; Metazoa; Arthropoda; Arachnida; Araneae; Uloboridae. The transcript is spliced from 14 exons. Bases 106 to 1533 code for a protein of 475 amino acids.
GCUAUGUUGGCUAAAAGCAAAAGAUUUUAAUGUUUGGCUUUCUGCACACUCUAAUGCAUUUCUAAUAUUUGUGUAGUAAUUUAAAUCAUUUCUUUAAAUUCGAACAUGAAGGGAAAACUGAAUAAUAUCGUACCAUGUUUUCUAGAAAGCAGGAAAAAUUCGAAUUGCAUUUUAGAACUUGAAGAAUUUUUAUUGUCUGAGGAAGAAAGUAUUAUAACUGAUGCUAUUGAUGUUACUAAAGAGCUUUUUUCAAAUAUAUUUUCACAAGCUAUGUUACGUCAAGGAUUUAAUGCAGGUGAAGUUCAAGAAAAGUAUAGACUCUGGCUUUUUAAUAGAUAUGAGGACUAUGUUGGUCAUCUUCUGUCAUAUUUAUCACAUCCAAGCACAAAAAUUCGGGAAUCAGCACUAGACACACUCCUAACCUUUGUCAUAUUGGAAAAAGAAUAUCCUAUAAAAGUAGUUGAUAAUGGUAAAUAUUAUUUUCCUCGCAAUCUUUUUCAGAAGAUCAUCAAAGAGUUGCUGUCCUAUGAAAUUGAUCAGCAGAAAGUUAUUUUGAGAUUUCAAAAUUGUACUUCUUCUGAAGAUAAUAAGUUUUACCUGCUUAAAUGCAUGCAGUGUACCUUAGAAAGUUCUGAAAAGCUGACUGAUGUUUUUAUUGAAAAUACUUUUCAUCUUCUGCGUGGACUUGAAUAUCCUGAGGAAUUUUCUAAUUCAGGUGUUCAAGGUCAGUCUGGUAUUGACGAAAAAAAGUUUUCCAAAUUGUUUUCAUCUGUUUGGAGGAGGUUUUUGAAAUUUCAGCUCCCUCCAGUGCUCUUUCGAAAAGUUUUAAUGUGCUUAGAUGAAGGAGUGCUUCCACAUUUACAAAAUCCAUGUGUCAUGACAGACUUUCUUACAAAUGCUUACAACAAAGGUGGUCUAACUAGUCUAUUAUCCUUGAAUGGAUUAUUUUUACUUAUGCAAAAGUAUAAUGUGGAAUAUCCAGAUUUUUACAAAAAAUUGUAUGCUUUAUUCAGUGAAAAAAUUGUAAAUGGAAAACUAAGUGCAAGGUUUUUUUACUUGUCAAAUCUGUUUUUAUCAUCUACACACUUACCAGCGUAUGUUGUGGCAUCUUUUGCAAAAAAAUUGAGCAGGAUUUCCUUAAUGUCAAGAACAGACACCCUUAUGAAAAUCGUGCCUUUUGUAUGCAACCUUCUCAUACGCCAUCCUACUCUCAAUGUGCUAAUCCACCGAAAUGAUCCCAAAAGUCUUUCAUGUGAUCCCUUCAAUUUUGAUGAAACAGAUCCAUCUGCAAGCAAAGCUAUUGAUAGUUCUCUCUGGGAGCUGAAAGCUUUGCAAAAUCAUCUGAAUCCUGUAGUUUCCAGUAAAGCUAAAGUGAUUAAUUCAAAUUUACCUAAAUUGGAAUAUGACAUAUCAGGAGUUCUUAAUGUCACAUUAAAUGAUGUCUAUCAAAAAGAAAGAAAACGCAAAUUUUCUGAAAUGCCUCUUGCAACAAAAAAGCCAUGUAUGGAAAAUGUUUGGAUUUUUGAUAAAUAAAAAUUAUUUUUUAAUGUAA